Molecule: messenger RNA, 774 nt
Organism: Aspergillus puulaauensis
Lineage: Eukaryota; Fungi; Ascomycota; Eurotiomycetes; Eurotiales; Aspergillaceae
Gene: PNO1
Product: pre-rRNA-processing protein PNO1
Exons: 3
Coding region: 1-774 (257 amino acids)
Cellular component (GO): nucleolus
Molecular function (GO): RNA binding
Source: RefSeq, a predicted model, not a curated record
AUGCCCGCCCCAACGGCACUCCGGGCGUCAGAUGCUUCCACGGCCGAGACACCUUUUGCCCCUCUUACACAGGAACAAGAUGAGGAAGUCUUAAUCGACGCUCAAGAUACAACGAAUCUGAAUGAUGUUCUUCUUCCAGUGGACUCCACGGAGGAUAGCGACAUGCGUAUCGAUAUGGAAGGCCGACCAAUUUUUACACCUGCGAAAGAUACCCCAACUGCAUAUCGGGUUGAGACACGGAAAGUUCCUGUUCCGCCACACAGAAUGACUCCACUGAAAGCAAACUGGCCAAAAAUUUACCCCCCGUUGGUCGAGCAUCUUAAAUUACAGGUGCGAAUGAACAUCAAAAAUCGGGCGGUAGAGCUACGCACAUCCAAGUUCACCACAGAUACAGGGGCUCUACAGAAGGGCGAAGAUUUUGUCAAGGCUUUCACACUCGGAUUUGACAUUGAUGAUGCCAUCGCAUUACUGAGGUUGGAUGACCUCUACAUCCGCUCCUUCGAGAUUCGAGACGUCAAGGCAUCUUUGAAUGGAGAGCAUCUUAGUCGCGCAAUUGGCCGCAUUGCUGGUAAAGACGGGCGAACGAGACAUGCAAUCGAGAAUGCGAGCAGGACAAGAAUUGUUAUUGCUGAUCAGAAGAUUCACGUCUUGGGGCGUUUCCAGAACAUCAAUGCAGGCCAGGAGGCUAUCGUUAGUCUCAUUUUGGGUGCUCCUCCAGGGAAAGUUUAUGGUAAUCUGCGUAAAGUGGCAGCGCGGAUGAAGGAGCGAUUCUAA